This is a messenger RNA of Paralichthys olivaceus (Japanese flounder), 5556 nucleotides long. NCBI's taxonomy places the organism in Eukaryota, Metazoa, Chordata, Actinopteri, Pleuronectiformes, Paralichthyidae. The record is from RefSeq and is a predicted model, not a curated record.
GGCAGCUGCUGAGGGACAGUUUCAUGGUGGAGUUGGUGGAAGGAGCCAGGAAGCUGCGACACGUCUUCCUCUUCACGGAUCUGCUGCUCUGCGCCAAACUGAAAAAACAGAUCGGAGGAAAAAGCCAGCAGUACGACAGUAAGUGGUACAUCCCCCUGACCGAACUGACCUUCCAGGGUCCAGAGGAGACCGAACCACUCACCAUCCCCCAGGUCCCCGAUGAGGAGCUCGAUGCCAUGAAGGUCAAGAUCUCACACCUCCGCAGUGAGAUUCAGAGAGAGAAGAGAGCCAACAAGGGAUCAAAAGUCAUCGACCGGCUCAGGAAGAAAUUGUCCGAACAGGAGUCUCUUCUCCUGCUAACAUCUCCGAGUAUGCCGCUCCGCGCCUACAACAAGAACGGAAAGAGCUACGGUUUCCUGAUGUCAUCUGACUAUGAACGUGCCGAGUGGAAGGAGAUAAUCAAAGAGCAGCAGAAGAAAUGUUUUAAAACGUCCUCCUUGACGUCCAUGGAGUUACAAAUGUUGACCAACUCCUGUGUCAAACUACAGACUGUUCACCACAUUCCACUCAGCAUCAAUAAAGAAGAGGAUGAAUCCUCUGGCCUCUGCGGGUUCCUGAAUGUAAUCGUCCACUCUGCCUCCGGCCUCAAACAGAGCUUAAGUUCAACUUUAAAGACGCACGACGUGAACAACUGGAAAAUUUAUCUCUACUGCACAAUGGAGGUGGAUUCCUUUGGCUUCUUUUCAAAUAAAGCCAAGACGAGAGUGUAUCGAUACACCACUGAACCCAAAUGGAACGAGGAGUUUGAGAUUGAGCUGGAGGGCUCUCAGACCCUGAGGCUGCUCUGCUACGAGAAGUGCUACAACAAGACCAAGCAGAACAAAGAGGAUGGAGAGAGCACAGACCGCAUCAUGGGGAAAGGACAGAUCCCGCUGGACCCUCAGACUCUCCAAGGCAAAGACUGGCAGAGAACAGUGAUUCCCAUGAACGGGAUCGAGGUGAAACUCUCCAUAAAGUUCACCAGCCGAGAGUUCAGCCUGAAGAGGAUGCCCUCGCGGAAACCGAUGGGUGUGUUUGGAAUCAAGAUCUCCACAGUGACCAAACGAGAGCGCUCCAAGGUGCCCUACAUCGUCCGGCAGUGCCUAGAGGAGAUUGAAAGGAGGGGAAUGGAGGAGGUGGGCAUCUACAGAGUUUCGGGGGUGGCCACUGAUAUUCAGGCCCUGAAGACGGCCUUCGAUACCAAUAAUAAAGACGUGUCAGUGAUGAUGAGCGAGAUGGACGUCAACGCCAUCGCUGGGACCUUGAAGCUCUACUUCAGAGAGCUGCCGGAACCUCUUUUCACUGAUGAUCUCUAUCCCAACUUCGCAGGUGGCAUCACCCUGUCUGAUAGUGUUGCCAAAGAGAGCUGCAUGUUGAACCUACUGCUGUCGCUGCCGGAACCCAACCUGGUCACAUUUCUAUUUCUUUUGGAUCACCUGAAGAGGGUGGCAGAGAAGGAAUGCAUCAACAAGAUGUCGCUCCACAACCUGGCGACGGUGUUCGGGCCGACCUUGCUGAGGCCUUCCGAGAAGGACAGCAAGAUCCCAGCGAACCCCACGCAGCCCAUCAGCAUGGGGGACAGCUGGUCUCUGGAAGUCAUGGCACAGGUCCAGGUGCUGCUGUAUUUCCUCCAGCUGGAGACCAUCCCCACCCCGGACAGUAAACGACAGAGCAUCCUCUUCUCCACUGAAGUAUAGAGCAAACACUGGCUGUGACACUUUGACCACGAAGGAGAGAAAAAGACGAGACAGACUUUGGCUCAAACUGAGCCUGUAGUUGUAUGUUUUUUUAAUUGACUGACCAGAUUCCAUUAGGCUCUUGCAGCUGGUUAAGGAUUGUCUGUGGCAAUGCCCGCCCUUCUACACAGGAGGGCGUCAUUGAGCCUCUGGAGCUCAGUGUGUGGUCCUCUGUUUUCAUACCGCUCAUGUUUAGUAUGAUUCCUUGCUCCUCAGUGAUUUUGUGGGUGUGUCUGACAUCUACUGUUUCUCCAUGUUGCCCUUUGUCGGUCUUAGCAUUGAAGAGAGCGAAAAACUUUCUGGAUUCGUACUCAACAUAUCACAAUCUCCAUGUAUCUUUGUGUUUGGGCAUUGUUCUCUAUCUGUGUUUUCUUUUUGGGGACAAUCAUCCAAGUCAAGACUCUCGCAAAACAUGUUUAUUCAUCUCAGACGUCCUUCUACGUCCACGUUGAGGAAAAUUCUACUUGUGUCUUACAUGAUCUCAGUGCUUUGUUUCCGACCAGGGAGACAUUUGCGCCACUUGUGGGAGUUAAAGCAAACGUCCAGCGCUGCCGCAUCACUGGCUUUUUUCUUUGUGGUACAAAAGCCGCGGGGGAAGCAGACAUUUAUAAUGUUCAAGUGUUUACAGCGUAAACAAAACCCGGUUGGAGUCGGAACAAGGCGGCUCAAAGAAGGACUGUAAGAUAGAAGAGGAACAUGAUGACUAGAAAUAAACUGCGACCUGACUGCCAGCAGUUUGUCUGACCGCAAAGAUUUUUCCCUACAUGUGUUGUUUGUGUCUCCAGGUAGUCUUCAGCGUAAAUACCCAGGAAGCAAUAUAUUUUCUAACAUAGGAGUCGUCUGUGUUCAUAUCUUUGCCGAUGAAAUGUCCUUCUUAUUGUAACAUAGGACAUCUUUGCCAAAUUCAUAUGUUGUUUGUUUGUUUCUAGGAAAAAAGGAACAGUUGUAUUUACAGUUACAGUUUGUACAUAAUCUUUAAAAAAAAAAAGUUAUUUUCUUUUUUUUUUAACAAUUUAAUCAUUGUUGCUAUUACUGUAAUUUAUUUUCGGGCCUGGGGGAUGAAUUGGUUUGUUUUUAUGUGAACUUUGUUUGAGGGGUUUGAUUAAGGAAGUGGAAGGUCUUAGCCUUGACUUUAAGUCUUGCAGGAAAUAAGCAGGAUUUAGCCUUGAUCUUAUAGAAACUACUCAUCUGUUCUGUCCAGCCGAUCUAUUACUCAUUUAUCAUGAAGGCAACACACACACACACACAUAUAUGUUGUAGUUACAUACUGUAUGCUGCUGGGGAAAAGGGACAAGCUCUUUAACUGCUGGGUGUUCCUCAGCAGAGCGUCCAGAGACCAUCGCCUGUCUAGUGUAGACAUUAUGCAAUGUCAUAAAACACACACAUACAUAUAUGACAUUGUCUCUAUUAAUCUGUUGCUGCAGACGUGCACUCAUGCAAUGUUAGAACUACUGUAUUUAUUACAACUCAAGUGACCUGAGCACUCAGCAGUUAUGUGCAUUGAAGAGCAUACCUGUUGGUUUAAUGAAGGAAUCUCAUUUUGUUUUUAUUCUAUUUUAUUUCUCUCAGCACUCAAAUGCCCUGACAACUGUUCGUCCCCGUCCUCCCUCCUGUUGAGCCUGAAGACGGCCAAGUUAAAGAAAAGCUCUUAAGAUUUUUUUUUUACUCUAAAACAACAUAUCUGUAUCCUUGAUUUAACAUGCAGGCAUGUUUUUAUUCUCUUUUCUUUGGCUUCUCGUUGCUCUGUUUACAAACGUGUCCUCACACACUUGGCUUUGGGACGCUGUUACCUCACGAGAAUCUGGUUUAUCUCAGCGUGUCACUAUCCCGCCCAUUUAAGGAUACAUGUCAUGGUUUGAUUCCCAUAUAUUCAGUAUCAUAGGCAUGAAGCUCAAAACCAUCUUAUUAUGUUAAUGGAUCUGUAAAGGGCUUGUAAGAUAUCACACGAAGGCAUAGGCAAGAACUUUUUAACAUGAAUGUCCAUAGACUUUUACUGGCGAGAGGAGUCUUUCCUUUUUGGAUACAUAUCAACGCUCAAAAUUUGACGCCCAAAAGACGUUUCUGUCGCCUUUCUCUAUAGAUGUUAAAGAAAACACCAUCACUCAUCAUCCCCCAUGAAAAACGAUUGAGGUUUUAUUCUGGAAGUGUCACUGCGUUCAUUCCCAGCACAGUUUCGUGCACUUUUCUUAUACUGGCACUGUGCACCUCCACCAACUCUGGCCUGUGUAGCAUGCUCACAAUCCUUCCUCGCCUAUAUUCGAGGAUUGAAUCCAUCACUCAUCAGCUCCUCCGCUCAUGCAUCACUUUUAGAAACAAGUCCCGAUUGCCUACACUCGUCUGCCCUAUCGUGCCUCGACACUCCUCCUUUGGUUUUAGCGCCUGUGGUCAAAGAAAUGUCAGCGAACACACGCUGACGCCGGAGAGACGUCGCCCGGUCUCCCGUUGCCUUUGCUGAGGACGGCCACACACCCCUCAUCUCUUAAACAAAAAGCUAAGACAGGACCUUAAACUUAAGCACGGUCUUAGCUCAUAUUGUAAACGCCUGCCACCCUCGUUCGACUGUGAUGCUGUAAAAACAAACUGUGUCAGUCUGAAAGGGGCAAAGGACAGAAUCUCCUGCCCUUACAGUAUGUUUCUGUUAGCUCUUAAAAAGUCUCAGCUCCUUUAAUGCCUUUUAUUUGUAUUUAUUAACCUAGUUUGCUAUAAGAAGGUCUACUGGAUCUAUUUAUUUAUGAUAUAAUGUCACGGAAAACUGAAUUAAUGUUGGAAAAAUGGUCUUUUAUGUGGGAAAAAAAAGUCUUAUGUUACAGUCUGCUUAUCGAACAUCUUGUUAAAAGUUAUUUCAGAAUCACAACCACUGCGAACACCUUUUUUAACUCCCCCCGACUCCUGCAUCGUCCAACAUCAUCCUCUCUGUAGUUGUUUGUCUUGUACAACAGACUGGCCACUGUGAUUGUUUAGCUUUCUGGUUUUUAGAGAAAAGCAGGUGAAAGUUCCAAAACAAUUCAAAAAAAGUAGAUUCAAACUUCUCCUACUUCUCCACAGCGUUGUAUAAUAUGUAUUAUACUAGAGAGUACUUAAAUUGGGGUUUUUGGCUUUUAUUUAUUGUGGCGUCCAUUGGCGUUAGAUGAUGAUGAUGAUGUUAAAGAUUGAUCUGGUUCACCUCUAGUCUCUUUGAAGAAACCAAACUGUCAGUAUAUGGUAGAAGAGGGAAAAAAGUCCUAUAUUAAUCUAAAAUCUGAUUCUUUAUUUUUGGUCUGUUGAUUGUCAGUGUAUCUGCAUGUACCCUCCAUAACACGGUUCCCUCCAUAACCUCAGUUCUGCACAUGGAAAAGUCAACAUAGGCAAAAGAAAGGUUUAGUUUUUCUGUGCAAUAGCCUGAAACUAUGGAACAUAUUGCUCUAUAUGAAAGUUACAAAAAUUUUGCGUUUAUUGUACAUGACACCUGGAAAUGAUCACAACAUUUUCAUACACUUAAUAAGUAGAAUUUGAAAUGACCCUGUGUAGCCACUAUACUCUGAUACGUCGACCUCUGAGGGAAAAUGCUCGUUUCUCCUUUUAUCCGUAAAGCUGAGGACGAGACUUGCUGACCAACCACAAACAUGUUCUCUUUUUACCCUCCUCGACUUAUUUUGACUCUUGUUCCCUGUUGAAUAUUCAAUGUUCUGCUUGUAGAACUGUAAAAAGGAAUACUGUAUUCUGAGGGCAAACAUGUUUGGAAGGCAUUUGCAGCCUAUGUUUGUACACAAAAAUGUUAAAUAAAAUCUCCUGUAUCAACAUA